AUGCCCAACAAGAAUGGCUAUCUGCCCCUAGGCCAGGACGAACAGGAUACUCCAUAUGAGGAACAGGAGUCACAGGAAGGAGCCGACGACACCAGGACUCCUGCUCAGACACACAACACAAACCAUGCGCAAGCUGAACACGAAGGAACACCUCAGCGCCAGGGCACCGUCACACUGGACAGGCAAAGCAGCAACAAUGAUACCCGGCAGUCUUCUGCUGUGGCUGUCUCUAAGCACCAGCACCAGCAGCACCAGCAGCAGCAGCCCACUCUGUCUACCACGACUGCGACCGCGACCGCGACUGCGCCAACAAUCCAGCAGUCGACUGUCACCACCAUCCAAACCUCACAGGUGCGACCCACGCCCUACAUGACCGUGUCUGCGCCAGUGGCGGGAACAGAACACUCGAAUUCGUCCACGUUUCAGUUCACUGGCUUUGGCACCAAGCACAAGAGUCUCCUCGGCACCAAAGACAAACCCUCAAUGUCCUCCUCCUCCAACAGCAACGGCCACAGCAGCUACAGCUCUGGCUCAGCCUAUGCCCGAUUGACAGGAUCGAACCCAGACGACAAUAGUAGAGCACCAGGGGGAGGAGGCCCAGGUCUGGCCCAUCUUCGUCCUAAGCAGCAUCCGCACACGACCCACUCGGGUCCACGGGGGAUCGAAGAGUCGCAGAAACGAGAGGUCCUGCGGGAGAUCCGACCGGACCCACAUAAUUUACCAGAGGAGCUCUUACGGGAGCAGGCCAGGAGUGGUGCGGCCGUGGAUGCGAUUGCGAACGGCGGUCUCUAUCCACAGGACGGCGGGAUCCAUCCGCUUACGUUACCUGGUAGCCCCGGCAGUAAUCCAGCGGGCCAUGUCACAGGAGCGGGUAUAGAGAGGAGAACGCUGCUUGGGGCGGGCGACGGUCUGGGUCUGGGGAUCGGGUUGGGAGGCAAGGCCAACACACAUUCCUCCAGAUGGAACAGGCCGUCGGGCCGACGGCAACGGCGUGUACCGAGCUCGGGACUGGGGCGAGAGUACGAUCAGCGAGUGAUUCAGUCCUCGGUGUUUACGCCCGUGCUGGAAUCCGUGGACGGUAGACAGCCGGUGAAGUCUGCUCCAGCACUUACGCCGGACCAUGCGGAAGCCAUGACGAGCGAACGUUUUGUGUCGAUCGUGAAUUCUGUAAAGGAGGCGAUCCAUUCCGGGAUCCAACCACUCCGGAUUGCGCAGGGAUCGUCUGGGUCGUACUUUUGCAGGAACACGGAUGGCAAGAUUGUCGGGGUGUUCAAACCCAAGAACGAGGAGCCCUAUGGACAGCUGAAUCCUAAAUGGGCUAAAUGGAUCCACCGGAACUUGUUCCCAUGCUGUUUCGGACGUAGCUGCUUGAUCCCGAAUCUUGGAUAUAUCUCUGAGGCAGCAACAUCACUUGUGGACCGUCGACUGAAACUCAACAUCGUGCCGAGUACAGAGGUCGUCUGGCUGUCGUCCUCUGCUUUCCACUACGAUUACCUGGACAGACGGGCGGCCAAGCUCCAGAAGGGCGCGAAGCCAUUGCCGGAUAAGGUCGGAAGUUUCCAGUUGUUCCUGAAUGGCUUCAAGGAUGCGAAUCUGUUUAUGAGGGACCAUCCUUGGCCCGUGGAAUCGGCCGCCGCCGUCGCCUCUGUGGGGGAUGCCAGUGGUGCCAAGGGGAAAUACUCGUCCGCAUGGAGGCGGUCAUCGCCUGACAGCGCACAGAACUUGCAGGACACGGAUGGGGCGAGUACUUAUGGAAGCAUUACAGGGUCAGCGUACGGUGGAUUGGUUGGUGGACAGGGCUAUGGGCUCGACAAACCGGGGUUUAACUGGACGCCACCAUUACAGCAGCAAUUCCGGGAGCAGUUUGAAAAGAUGAUCAUUCUGGAUUAUCUUAUCCGCAACACAGAUCGUGGAUUAGACAAUUGGAUGAUCCGGUACUGCGAAAAGGAGGGCAUCUCUAUUGUGGCGAGUCCCCUGAGUGCGGUUCAAAAGGGCAAUAUGCAGCAACAGGCAGAUACCAGACGGAACUCGAGGAUAGGCGACUUGUUGGGCUUGAGCUCCGAUCGUGGAUCGCUCCGGUCCCUGAGCUCAUCUCUGCGCGAGAGCGGAGGUCGUAAUGGCAUGCUGGCCACCCCUCCCGGGACACCACCACGGUCGAACCUAUCCCAGGCGCCGACCUCCGGAGUCGACCUAGUGCAGGACGAGGACACAGGGGGGAGCAGUUCUAGAUCAGGAUCGCCCGAGGGAGACAGCGCUGCAGGGCCAUCCAAACCAUUGGACCCUGCUGCGUCGAUAGAGUCGUAUUAUGGGUCCAACCACGUCCAUGUGGCGGCCAUCGACAACGGUCUUGCUUUUCCGUUCAAACACCCAGAUUCGUGGCGGUCGUAUCCCUAUGGCUGGCUCUUCUUGCCCCGUCAUCUCAUUUCCCAGCCCUUUACUAAGGCCACGCGCGAUCACUUCUUGCCUCUGCUGUCCUCGCCUGUUUGGUGGCGUGAGACGAUCGCGGACCUGAGGAGGCUAUUCAGCAUCGACAGUGAUUUUGACCAGGGGAUGUUUGACAAGCAGAUGGCGGUCAUGAAGGGACAGGGCUGGAAUAUUGUCGAGACGCUGAAGAAUCUGGAGCAUGGACCCAUGGAUCUAUGUAGACGUGUCGCGCUGGUCGUAUGGGAUGAGGAAGUGACGUUGGAGCCAGGGGUGUCGCCCUCGAUGCUGAAUCGGUUGUCAGGACAGCUUAGCACGGAGGGACCUGGUGGAGUGACGUAUACGAAUGCACAACCCAAGGCGAUGACGAUGGACGCGUCCAAGGCCAGCUACACACAUUACGGCAGCAUCAUGAGUGUUGGCGAUCGAUUGUCGACGGCCAAGACGCUCUCGACGUCCUCGACGGCGAUCGGGGAGGGGACGCCGUUCCUGAAGUACGACCAUUUGCAGGCCAAACAGGGGUCGUUGCAACACCUGGUGAUUGAUAUGGAGGAGGACGCGAUGUCGCAGCCGAGGCAUGACAGCUUCCGGCAGGUGGUCAGCGAUGGGGAGUACGACGACGACGAUGAUGAUGAUGAUGACGAGGACGCGUUCUCGUAUGAUGAGGAAUACGAUGAUUUCGACGAGGAGUUGGAGGUCGGUAACUCUGGGUUCCGUCAGGCUGUAGGGUCAGGGUCUCAGACGUUGGCUCCCGUAUCGGUCGGGGAUAUGGUCUCGAUCGACAUGACGCUGACGAAUCCGGAAGCGGCUCGGAGUCAUCGUCGACGGGCGAGUCAGCAAAGUGAGGAAGGGCGGUCCCGGUCACGGCGGCGACAACGCAGUAGUAGUGAUGCUGUACAGAGUGGUGUUCGUACGCAGGAGAGGGAGGAAGGGGAGGAGGAAGGAGGAGGAGGAGAAGAUCCGCGGUCAGGAGCGGGAUCACCGAGGUUAGGGAAUAAGAAGAGUCAUCAACGGAGUAGGACUGAGCAGGAUCAUCGGACGGGUACGAUCCGCUUCGAGAGCACGGCCUUGUCGCCGUCGGUGGAUAGGAGUAGGGCUGAUUCUGGAGAUUUGGAGAGCGGGUUGUUGAAUACGUCGUCCAAGGGCAGGGACCCGUUCAAGUCACCGGAGGAUGAUCGUGUGGCCCACCGCACAGCAGGAGCAGAAACAGCAAGGGCAGAGGAGGAGGGGCGGGAGCGGGAGCAGGAACAGGAGCGUGGACGUGGACGUGGAGUCUUCGCACGUGGGUAUGGCGCGAUAUCGAGUCCUGGAGGCGACAGCAACGACAGCAACGAUGUUAAUAAGAAGUCCGAUGACGGUGACGACGAACACGGGCUGAGCGGGCGGCCGAGAUGGGCGGAUCGACUGAAGCGGGGGCUGAGUUUCGAUGGACAUUUGUUGGUGGGGGGGAUCGGUCAGGCCGCACGGAGGGAUCGGAAGCUGAGGAAGCAGCGGCAGCGGGAGAGGGAGCUGCGGGAGCGGAGGGUGAUCCUGGUGGAGAGGAUUGAGCCUGUGACGAAGAACUUGCCGUACUUUAAGUGGUGGUAG
Molecule: messenger RNA, 4008 nt
Organism: Gamsiella multidivaricata
Lineage: Eukaryota; Fungi; Mortierellomycota; Mortierellomycetes; Mortierellales; Mortierellaceae
Product: phosphatidylinositol 3 and 4-kinase-domain-containing protein
Exons: 4
Coding region: 1-4008 (1335 amino acids)
Biological process (GO): Golgi organization; phosphatidylinositol phosphate biosynthetic process; endosome organization
Cellular component (GO): endosome; lysosomal membrane; fungal-type vacuole membrane
Molecular function (GO): 1-phosphatidylinositol 4-kinase activity
Source: RefSeq, a predicted model, not a curated record